AUGAAAAUUCUAACUCUUAACUUUUUGCAAUGCGCUGUAAAAGCUUGUAAAGCUAGCAGUGCAUCUUUUCCUCUUCACCCAAAAGACUGCGAGCUCGUUUCAGACACUAUUGCUCCUAAUUUAACGCUUCUUAAGAAUCUACUACCACGUAUUGAAUGGAAGGCAUUGGGAGUUACAACAGACGAACUUGGAUUUGCAAUGAAACUUCCAACCGAUCCUCCAACUGCCAUUACCUUAGAGGCUGAUGAGCAGUUACAGCGGGACCUGCACACCCUCCUGAUCGAGACACAGAUUAAUGAGGGUUCUCUGAUCUGUGGUAACUGCGGGCACGAAUACAAAAUUCGUGAAGGCAUCGCGAACUUCCUUUUACCAAACCACCUUGUAUAA
Messenger RNA from Blumeria graminis f. sp. triticale, 387 nucleotides. The record is from the annotation of a GenBank genome assembly. NCBI's taxonomy places the organism in Eukaryota, Fungi, Ascomycota, Leotiomycetes, Helotiales, Erysiphaceae.